Messenger RNA from Helianthus annuus (common sunflower), 4374 nucleotides. Its product is annotated as putative pentatricopeptide repeat-containing protein At1g12700, mitochondrial. Lineage: Eukaryota; Viridiplantae; Streptophyta; Magnoliopsida; Asterales; Asteraceae. The transcript has 7 exons. Bases 160 to 1959 code for a protein of 599 amino acids. The record is from RefSeq and is a predicted model, not a curated record. Gene Ontology annotation, molecular function: protein binding.
GCGUGAACCCAGACCUCCCGAUAUUUACGAGUCACACCUGCAAAAAAAAAAAAUGAUUUGAGUGUGUAUUUUGAGUUUUUUUAGAAAUACAAAAAGAACAUGCUUUCUGCCAUUUGAUAGUUAGGUUGAAGCUUCAACUCCGUUUCCCUGCCGGAGACGAUGAUGAAUCGCACAGCUUUCAUCAAAUUCAGAGGUAACAACUCCUUCCUUCUUCAUUCUCUCUCAUCUUUCCAAUCCGGUACUCACAAAGCUUCCCUUCACUCCAAUGUUUCCUUUUUGAUUCAUAAAAUUACCAACUUGAAUGAUGCCUUGGAACUGUUCGAUGAAAUGUCACACAGACAGCCUUUGCCAUCUGUUGUUCACUUCACUCAGUUGUUGAAUGCUGUUACUAAAAUGAAACAUUUUUCUUCUUCUCUUGACCUUUUCAAACAAAUGUGUUCCCUUGGUGUCCCUGUUAAUGAAUAUUCUAUGAGCAUUGCAAUCAAGUGUUGUUGCCAGUUGUAUCGCUCCAAAGACGGGUUUGCAGUCCUAGGCUGUUGCUUUAGGCGAGCUAUUGCACCUGAUGUCUACAUAUUUAAUGCACUCUUAGACGGACUCGUCCUUGAAGAUAGGAUUCUUGAAGCAGAGAUGUUAUUCAAGAAGCUCAUCAAACAAAAACUUUGUGAACCUGAUGUUGUUAUGUACAGCACAAUGAUUAAAGGCCUUUGCAAGUUCGGUAACAACGUUACAGCACUUGCUUUGCUCAGGCUGAUGGAACAAACAAACUGCAAGUCUAAUAUUGUUACGUACAACACCAUCAUUGAUAGUCUUUGCAAGGAUAAAAUGAUAGAUGAUGCUUUCAAGCUCUUUAAAGAAAUGGUAUUUAGGGAAGGCAUUCUACCAGAUGUCAUCACAUACAACACUUUAAUUUGUGGUCUCUGUAAGUUAGGUCGUUGGGAUGAGGCCUCAAAGCUGCUAAAAGAAAUGGAGGAUGAGAACAUUUCUCCAAAUGUACAUACCUUUAAUGUAUUAGUUGAUGCGUUUUGCAAGGAAGGCAAAGUAGAAGAAGCUGAGGUUGUUAUCAGCAUCAUGAUUGAGAGAGGUAAGGCUCUAGACUUAGUGACAUACAACUCACUUAUUGAUGGUUACUGUCUUCGAGGGGAAAUGAUCAAAGCAAGGGAGAUUUUUGAUUCCAUUACACUUAGAGGCCUCAUUCCUGAUGUUGUUACUUACAAUAGUUUAUUGAAUGGCUAUUGCAAGAAUCGGAAUAUAGAAGAGGCAAUGCAAAUGUUUCAUGAAAUGAUUGUAAAAGGUUUAAAACCCGAUGUAGUCACUUACAGCACCAUGAUACAAGGAUUUUUUCAGGUUGGGCGUUGUGUAGCUGCGCGCAAACUCUUUGAUGAGAUGCAUGCACAAGGCCAAAUCCCAGACCAAUGCACUUAUCGAAUAGUUCUAGAGGGUCUUUGCAACAACCAUCUAGUAGAGGAUGCGUUCUCUUUGUUUCAUUUGGUGGGUAACAGCAAGCUUAAUUCUGAUAUUGUUGUGUACAAUAUCCUCAUCAAUGGUGCAGGAAAAUAUGGGAAAGUAGAUGUUGCGAGGAUUCUUUUCCAAGGUCUAAUUGAUAAAGGCCUGCAACCUAAUGUUCGUACAUAUAACGUGAUGAUCAGUGGUUUUUGUCGGGGAGGUCAAUUGGGGGAAGCAAGGUUGUUGUUUUUUAAAAUGGAAGAGAGUGGCUGCCCGCCAGAUGAUGUUACUUACCGUGUUUUACUCCAAGGAUAUCUAAAGAACAGGCACUAUGAUGAUGUGGAGAUGCUUUUACAGGAAAUGGAUGGUAGAGGUUACUCACUUGAUGCUUCGACUUUAUCGUUAUUUAUAGAUCAUAUCGCAGCUGGUUUACUAGAUAGAAGUAUGCUUAAGUUGUUCGGUAAGCUUGUGCCAAAAGAAUUAUUGAACGAUCCUAGGUUGUGCGACUGGGAGUGAAACUGAGAUAGUAAUUGUGGGAUGUAAAAUGAAGAUUAUAACUUGCAAAAUGCGGAAAGCAAGAAAUCUCUACCAAAUUCUAUUUGGUGUUCAUGUGUUUGGUAGUUUGUAAAAGCUAGCCGCGACAUCUUCUUUGUGUUUUACUUUUUGCUUCUGGAUACAUGAUGUUUCAAAGUUUAUCAAUUUAUAUGGUAGUUUGAGUUUAAUAUAACUAUGUAGGUGUCUUAGCUUGAUCCUAAUUCAGACAAGGUUACUAGUAUGCUAUCAUAUUGCCUUUUCACUUCUUCUGCUCAACCCUUUAGAGUACUGCACGCAGGUACUGUUGCUGAGAUAAAAAAAAAACAAUGCAUUGUUCUUAGGCUAUGGAUUUUAUCAGGUAUCCAAAUCGUUAUGUAGCAUAAUAAGAGAAUCUGCAAAUAGGUAUUUGCUCCUUUAGUGUUCUUUUGAUGUGAUAAUUCCAGCAAGAUGCUUCUUAAAGAUGCAUGCUCCUUUAGUGUUCUUGUAAUUAUAAAUCUAUGCUUUCUGUUUGAUAGCUGCCAAAUGUUAAUCGAAAGAAAUAGUACCCAAAUCUAUUAAAUCUUUACAUCAUUUAAUGUACUUUAGUGAACUGAUGUAUUGAUAUGGAUUAAGAGGUUUCUUGGUACCUGACGUGAUGGCUUUUAUAUCAUUUAGUGUAUCUAAUUUUGUGUUAAAAAAAAACCUGACCCGAAACCCGUUCUGACCCGAAACCCGUUCUGACCCGAAACCCGUUCUGACCCGAAACCCGUUCCGACCCGAACCCGUUCCGACACGAACCCGUUUUGACCCGAACCAAAACAUGAAAACAACCCUUUUUUUAAUUGACCCGAGCCCAUUUUGACCCGAACCGCUUUGACCCAUGACCCGACCCGACCCAACCCAACCCGUUUGCCAGGUCUAGGCGUGGGUUUUAUUAGCAAUCUAGUUCUUUGUGUAGUAUGCAAGCACCUGCAAAUAGGUUUGUUUCUUCUCAAUUUUGAUGUGCCCAGAUUUCUUUACCAGUAACUGACCAAUUUGCUUGUCAAGUUUCACAAUUGACUUCUCGCUGGGCCAUAAUGCCAAAUUGAUGGUUUCUAUGUGGAUAUCUUUCAUUAUGAACCAAAUUGUAUGUUUUUUUUUAAAUAGAGUCACUAUGUUCUUGAGUGUUCUUUUGAUGCGUUAGUUUCAGAAAGGUGUCUGAAAAGACACAUGAAUGAUGAGAAUUCAGAAGCAAUAUUAGCCGGAAAGGACAUGAUGCAGGAGCAGUUGAACCCAACAAUAUUCUAGUCACUUCCAAAGGAACAGGGUUUUCAAAGAGGAGGUAGAGGUUGAGAGAGAGCAGAGCCGUGGUCUCCCGCUGGACCUUGGCGGUGGUGAUGGUCGGGUGGUUUUGACGCGGCAAACGGUAGAAGGUGGUGGUGGUUAAGGGUUCCGCUUCCCAUUUUCCAUUUUCUUUCGUAGUAAGAGAGAGAGAGAGAGAGAGAGAGAGCAGCGAUCGACAGAGAGAGAGAGAGGAGCGGCGGUGAUGGAAAAACCGGCCACGUCUCCGACCGGCCACCCUCGCGUCGAAUUGGUGGUGGUGGUUGACGGCGACCGUGACGGCUGUGGCUUCUAGGAUUCCGUCGAGGGUACCAAUUUCUCUCAUCGGACGAUCUAGAGACAGAAUGGGAAACUUGAAGGUGAUCUUGAACAACCGCUACGUCAGAGACUUGAAUUGGUUCCGACACGAAUGGGAAGGUUACUUACAGGAGUCACCAUUGGAGUGGUUAUAGCUGGAGGGGUUUAUGCCAGCAUGGUUGACGAAGCGUCCCAUUCGGGUACUUAAUUUGCUUUUGGGAUGAUGGGCAUGAUGUACAACAAAGGAUACAUAAUUAUCAUUGUUUUAAGUUGAUUGAGAGCGUAUAUGAUCGAUAGAAUCUGAGGUGCAGUAGAAGCAUUUUCUAGAAGAAAUUUGUCAGGUGGCGCCCGACAAUGUUUCACGAAACCAGAUUUCUGAUGAUUUACCGUCAUCAAAAUAUGUGUUUCCUAAUUCUGAGAUAAUCCGGUCCUCUCAAAAUAUCAAGAUAGGGAUUUUUCGAAACAGGCUGCCACCGCUGGCAGCAGACCAGGCUCCUCAGCGAUGUGGGUUAGAAUAUAAGUUAAGGGAAGGGAUAAGACGUAAACGUGUACUAGACGAGGAAGGCGCCAAUGAGUUGUGCAGGUUCGUGUAUGAACUGUGAAGACCAGAAUCAAGUCGCGUCUCAAAGAGGACGCGUGAAGAAUGAUGACACAGGGAACCGCUUUUGGGAGGGCUACAACCUAGGAACAUUAUGCAGCCGAAACUAACAUAAGCCGGAACGCCUAUCGCCACCGUGUACCAGAAAUGUACAAUUGGGAAACCUCUUUUCUACCAAUUAUCUUCCUAAUGCAACUGGUGUU